UACAUCCUCCUAUUCCUCACACACCGACCCCUCUUAAUUUCUUCACUAUAACAAUAUAUAAAUAAAUCACUAUCUACACUCAAUAUUUCUCAUUCCUUUAAUUUCCCUCUAUACCUAACACAAACCGCCAUCUCUCACAAUUAUUAUUUUUUUCCUCUCAAAAUCAUUACAAUGCAACUUUUCUUCACAUCAUUUACCAAUUCUUGUUUAGAUUCCUCCUUCUUUUUCAUUUUAUUGAGCCUUUUUUUCUCUUCCUUUUUUAUUCUCAUUCCUUUCCUUCAAUGGUGGCAACACCAUAGAAACAAAGACAAAAGGUUACCCCCUGGUUCAAUGGGUUGGCCUUAUUUUGGAGAGACACUCAUGCUCUACACUCAAAACCCAAAUUCAUUCUUCUCCAAAAGGCAAAAACGAUAUGGAGAUAUAUUCAAGACACACAUACUUGGAUGUCCAUGUGUGAUGAUAUCAAACCCUGAGGCAGCUAGAACAGUGCUAGUAACUCAAGCACAUCUUUUCAAACCAACAUACCCUCCAAGUAAAGAGAAGAUGAUAGGACCAGAAGCUUUGUUCUUUCAACAAGGUGUUUAUCACUCCAUGCUAAAGAAGCUAGUUCAAGCCUCUUUUUUACCUUCCACAAUUAAGAACUCUGUCUCUCAUGUGGACCAAAUUGUACAAAAAUUGCUUCCAACUUGGACUAAUAGAACCAUCAACACCUUGCAAGAGAUGAAAAAGUAUGCUUUUGAAGUGGCUGCAAAUUCAGCCUUUGGUGAAAUAAAAGAGUUGGAAAUGGAAAAAAUAAGAGAAUUGUAUGGUUGUUUGGAGAAGGGAUACAAUUCUUAUCCUUUACAUCUUCCUGGAACUUCAUAUUGGAAAGCAAUGAAGGCAAGGAAGGUACUAAAUGAGAUUAUAAGGAAGAUAAUUGAAAGAAGGAAGGAGAGAAGGAAUUAUGGUGAAGGGUUGUUGGGAAUUCUGUUGAGAGGCAGAGGUGAUGAUGAUGAAAGGAGAUACCAACUCAGUGAUUCUCAAGUUGCUGAUAAUCUCAUUGGUGUUAUAUUUGCUGCACAUGACACUACAGCUAGUGUUCUAACAUGGAUUCUAAAGUACUUGCAUGACAAUCUCAAUCUCUUGGAAUCUCUCACUAAAGAACAACAACAAAUACAAAACAAACUAGCUAAGGAAAGUCGUGGACUUUCAUGGGAGGAUACCAGGCAGAUGCCCUUCACUAGCAGGGUAAAAUAAUCACUUAAUUUGAUGUUGUAUAUUGUUUACAAAGUUUUAUUUUAUUUUUUUUUUUUUGAAAUAGAAAAAAUAAUUUACAAGUUUAAUCCAUUAUUUAUGUGUAAGAUUUUAUUA
Molecule: messenger RNA, 1350 nt
Organism: Cicer arietinum (chickpea)
Lineage: Eukaryota; Viridiplantae; Streptophyta; Magnoliopsida; Fabales; Fabaceae
Product: abscisic acid 8'-hydroxylase 2-like
Biological process (GO): sterol metabolic process
Molecular function (GO): oxidoreductase activity, acting on paired donors, with incorporation or reduction of molecular oxygen; monooxygenase activity; heme binding
Source: RefSeq, a predicted model, not a curated record